Messenger RNA from Symbiodinium natans, 1044 nucleotides. The record is from the annotation of a GenBank genome assembly. Lineage: Eukaryota; Dinophyceae; Suessiales; Symbiodiniaceae.
AUGGAGGAGUACAUCUUCUGCAGUGUCCGUCUGCCGGAGGCCACGGCGCGGGCGAACCUGAGCUUUUAUCCAAUCGACUUAGAGCUGCAUCCAGACCGAGCCAGGAGCUAUGCCGCAGAGUUGGGUAUGCCGCUGGCGGUGCGUACACGCGGCGCGGCGCCGCCGGAAGCCCAGCCCUCCUCGGAAUCCUUCGACUCGCUUGCAGCGGAGGCAGACUAUGCCGUGCAUGAGGGCCUGCCUGCCGACAUCUGGGAGGACUUGCACGUGCGCUUCUAUCCCAACAUUCCUUGCCGACUUUUUCGCCACAUGCCCCUGGUUCACGGCACGGAGAAGGAGGGCAUCGCGUCACAGCCGUGCUCACCUGCUGGCGAGGUGUCGCUGCCCACACUGCUGCCGCCGUCCGAGCGGCUGCGCUUGCUGCUGAGCCUCGUCGCAGAUGACAUGCCUGGCGCGACGGGCGAGAUGGGCGCCGGGGUCAAGCUGGACAAGUGGAAAAGGCCCAAGUUUUGCAACUGCCUUCUCCGAACCUGCCGCAACUUUGGUGCUCGCCGCUACGCGGCGAGCACCGCAGAUCUGAUGAACAACCUGCGCCAGGUGCCACGAGCCUUUUCCCACUACUUCCUGAUGCAGGAUCCCCGGGAUGGUGUAUUCUUGGGACUCCGCUUCAAGUUCGGCCGGCCGAGCUCGCCCCUGUUCCGAAGCGGUCUGCUCAGUGGUGUGGUCGACAAGAGCCUGCCAAGCCAGCUGCAGCACUUCUUCGGCCAGCAGAUUGGAUUCUACUUCGCCUUCUUGCAGCACCUCUUCAGCUACGGUUUUGCUUUGACGGUUUUGCUGGCUCCGCUGCUGGCGGUGUACAGUGUGGACUGGGCGCAGCAUGUGGUGCACGCGGUGAACGCGCAGGAGAAGUUGAAGCCCUUCUCUUUGGUCGACGACUUCGCCGUGCAGCUGGACUCCGAGGUCUCCCAAGUUUCACCCAGUGGGUCUGCAGCCCCCAGCAGGCUGCAAGGAGGCGAUGGCCUUUGUGGCAUCUCGGCCCACUUUUAG